Diuraphis noxia (Russian wheat aphid) is the source of this 646-nucleotide messenger RNA. Its product is annotated as pickpocket protein 28-like. Gene Ontology annotation, molecular function: ligand-gated sodium channel activity. NCBI's taxonomy places the organism in Eukaryota, Metazoa, Arthropoda, Insecta, Hemiptera, Aphididae. Gene Ontology annotation, cellular component: plasma membrane. Gene Ontology annotation, biological process: sodium ion transmembrane transport. The record is from RefSeq and is a predicted model, not a curated record.
AGGAGAUCUUGGAGUUCCGGUUUGUGGUACUGAAAGUUUAGAAUGUAUUAGAGUGUCCUCGACUAUCGGUUAUUCGAUUUUCAAUAAAACACAAAACAUGUCACAUAACAUUAAAAAUUGUAAUUGUUUGCCAUCGUGUACGAAUAUUCAGUAUAAUUAUGAAACAGUGGAUUUUUUUAGAAACUGGACAACGAAUUUAACAAAACCAAAACUAGUUCUUACUGAAAAAUCAGCCGUAGUAAUGGUUUUCUUCAAAAAAAAAUCCGUAUUUGAUAUACAAAAAACUCCAUUGAUGCCGUUUAAUGAACUAUUAGGUAACAUAGGCGGCUUAUUUGGAUUAUUUCUUGGUUGCAGCAUAAUCAGUUUCUUUGAAAUCUUAUAUUUUUUUGUGAUACGAUUAUAUUUUGACCAUAGGAAUCGUAGAAAGGCUAAAUCAAAAGUCAUGCCAAGUUUUAUCAUUGAAUCGUAAAAAAGAUCCUAAAAUAGUAAUAUUAAUUAUAUACAAUUAUAUACUACAACAUAAAAAUUCAAAAUAUGUUAGGUUUCCUAAGAAAAACAGACCUAUACGAUAUAAUUUAAAAUGUCUGUCAACUAUAACCAUAAUAUUGAUGUUAGUGGAAAUCACACAUAAUUAACACCAUAUUAA